This is a messenger RNA of Pangasianodon hypophthalmus (striped catfish), 2720 nucleotides long. Its product is annotated as cytoglobin-2. NCBI's taxonomy places the organism in Eukaryota, Metazoa, Chordata, Actinopteri, Siluriformes, Pangasiidae. Gene Ontology annotation, biological process: oxygen transport. Bases 297 to 818 code for a protein of 173 amino acids. The record is from RefSeq and is a predicted model, not a curated record. The transcript has 3 exons. Gene Ontology annotation, molecular function: oxygen binding; heme binding; iron ion binding.
AAAAAACGACUGAACAGCUGUUGAGCUGCUGAAUGGGGUCGAGUUACAUGGAGUAAAAAAAGAUGAGGAAAGAGGAGGGAGGGAAGAAGGGAGAGAUAUAAAAGAGGGAAAGAGGAAGGGCACUACUCAUUCAGCAGUUUCUGCCUUCGCCGACUCAUUCAGCAAAAACAGAAGCACCAGGAAAAAGCAUCCCAGAGUUGCAGCUGCAUCCCAGAGAGUGUGAAGAGUGUGAGUGUGUGUCAAGUGUGUGACAGGGUGAGUGAAGUGUGUGUGAGAAAGUGUGUGAAGUGUCUGAGAUGGAGGUAAACGGAGGAGAGCAUGAGAAGAUGGAAAGACCGGAGACACUCAUGGAGGAAGAAAGAAUGACAAUCAAGAACACCUGGUCAAAAGUGUAUGCAAAUAAAGAGGCAGCAGGAAUUGCUGUGCUCAUCAGACUCUUCACAAGUUUCCCCUCAUCAAAGCAGUACUUCAGUGACUUUCGCCACAUGGAGGAUGUGCAGGAAAUGCAGUCGAGCGUGCAGCUGCAGAAACACGCCGUGAGGGUGAUGAAGGCUCUCAACACGCUGGUGGAGAACAUCCAUGAUGGAGAGAAGACGGCGUCUGUGGUGGAGCUGGUGGCCAAAUCACACGCUCACAAACACAAUGUCGAGCCAGUGUACUUUAAAAUCCUGGCUGGAGUCAUUCUAGAAGUGCUGGUGGAGGCUUUCCCAGAAUCCUUUGGGGCGGAGGCGCAGAGGGCGUGGUCUAAACUGAUGGAUGUGGUUUUCUGGCAUGUCACUCGGGUCUACUCUGAGAUUGGCUGGGCUUCCACAGAGUGAAAGAGAGAGAGAGAGAGAGAGAGAGAGAGAGAGAGAGAGAGACUAUCAUCGCUAUACAAUAUUGUUCUGGAUAACUGGAAUUUCGUCUGAGGAAAUCUGUCUCUGCAGAUUCAUCAUGGAGGAAGUGACAUUAUUACAUUCACUCUGUGUGAAUGCUGGGACUCUCCUGUAGCUCAGUAGAGUAAAGGAAGUGAAACAACACAUUCCUUUAUCUGCAUUUACAUUUUAUAUUUACCACAGACCAGAAAGAGAGAGAGAGAGAGAGAUGAGUAUAUAUAUAUAGAACACAAGGCUAAUUUCAUUAUACGGCUUUAUAUGAAUGAUAUAUACAGUUCUGUGCAAAAGUCUUAGGCACAUGCAAAGAAAUGCUAUAGAGCAAACAUGCCUUCAAAAAUAAUGAAAUUAAAUGUUUCUAUAUUUAAAAAAAUACUAUAAAGAGCAGUAAACAGUAAUAAAUGAACCAAAGUCAAUAUUGGUGUGACGAUCCUUCGCUUUAAAAUAAAGCAGUAUCUGAGGUGCAGUGUGUGCAGUUUUAUAAGGAAAUGAGCUGGAAGUGUUACUGAGCAUCUUGCAGAAGCAGCCACAGUUCUUCUGGAGACUUUGACUGUCGACUCGCUUCUUAUUUCUGCAGCGAAACCCAGCAGCCUUCAUUAUGUUUUUAUCUGAAAAGUGUCUCUUAUGGAAUCUGCUGCUUUCUUUACUGACAUACAAACAUUUUUCUGUAACAUUUCAUUUUGUGCUGGAAAACUAAUGUUUGGAAUCUAAAAUGUUUUUGUACUGAAUCAAUAAUGUAGAAGUCAGAAAAUAAAAAUCUAUAACAUAGUUUGUACUCAAAAAAGGGGGGUGCCAAGACUUUUGCACAGUACUGUACAUUAAUAGCUUUUUUGGUAUUGAUAUAUAACAUCACAUUAGCUCAUUAUCAAUAAUAAAAAAAAUUGUGCAUACUUAAAAAGAAACAAAAAUCUAGUCUUUGGAUGAUGUUAAAAUUUAAAAUGUUCAUGUGAACACACUCUUCAGAAAAAGACUUUUACAGAAUUGCUUAUUGAAAAAUACUUUCUUUAUCAUUUAAUCAAGAAAAUGCCAUGUGCUGUUAUAAAAUUUGGGCUUUUAAUUUUUUUAUUAUUAAUAUAAAUCCAAUUUUGGGUAAUUCCUCUAAUUAGGGACAGGCAUGAAUGUGCAAAGUUCAUGAAUGCAGAUCAUUUAGAAACUGGGAUUUUUGGUUUUGAACAAAAAGAAAUAAUUUUGAGGAAAAUGCACAAAGUGGUUUAAUAUGUUUUCACUCUAGUUAAUGUGAUUUAUAAAGUUUAUAAAGGAAUUUGUGUAUGUGUAUAUCAUAAUGACACCAAAACUGACAUAUAGCUUUUCAGGGAUAUAUAAACAUGAAGUGACUGUAAAGUGGACGGCGCUUAAAGCCCUCUUUAUAGUUUUCAUGUUUCAAGUUUCAAAUAAAUAUUUUUGUUGAGUUUUUUUUAAUAGUUUUAUUACUGCAGUUUAAAAGAAAACAUGAAAAUAUAUUUGAUAUGAUCAAGUUCAUCAUUUCUACCUGGCUUCAAGCUAAAAAUAUAAAACCACCAGUACCUAAUAUUAAAAAAUAAUAGUUCACAUCAGUAUGAGAUUAUAUCUCCAGUGCUGUAACACUGCACCUGUACAGUACUGCCAUUUAAUCUCCACAUGAUUAAAAGCUUGUCUUUUUGUGUUUUUUUUAAACAUUACUAUUUCAGUUUUUGUAUUACUGUAAAUAUGAUGUUAUUAUGAUUUUUGUGAUUAUGAUCUUAAUAGAUGUAUUUUUAUACUAUCUGUUUUGAAUGGAUUUGUAAAAGAAAAUAAGUGUCAUGUAAUCCAUGAUCUGGAAAGACAGUGAAUUAAUCAACUGCAUGAGAUUAAAUCAGACUGUAAUUACAA